AUGCCUGAACCUCCAGUUUACACUGGCUACGUAUUCCCAGGCCGAGAGAACCUCCACCACGACAUCUACCCGACCAUCUCCGCUGCGCAAACACCGUCACUCAAACAAAGCGGGAAAGUCAUACUGAUCACUGGUGCCGGUCGCGGCAUCGGACGUGCCACAGCACUUCAAUACGCCCAUGCAGACGUUGCUAGCAUCAUACUAUGUGCUCGGACGGCUUCUCAGCUCGAUGGAGUCAAGUCCGAAAUCGAGAAAGUCAAGGGCAGCAUACGAGUGCACAGGUUCUCGCUUGACGUAACUGACAACAUCGCCGUGGCUCACUGUGCUCAAGAAGUGCAUAAAACAGAAGGCCGUUUGGACGUCCUUGUCAACAACGCCGGCAACGGCGCUCCUUGGGUGCCAAUUUCAGAGGGAGACCCCGAACGUUACUGGAACAGUAUCACCGUGAACAUCAAAGGACCCUAUCUCUUCCUUCACGCUUUCCUGCCGCUGCUACAGGCUACAGCUCAGGAUUACAAUACCACUACGACGGUCAUAAACAUGACGAGCAUUGGGGCGCACACAAUCUACCCAGGUUUGAGUGACUACUGCAUGAGCAAGGUGGCGCUGAAUACAUUGACUCAAUUUGUGGAUGCCGAGUACACGGACAAAGGCGUUCAGGCCUUCGCGCUGCACCCUGGAGGUAUAGACACGGAGAUGGCGCGGUCGGACGAGACGUUUGUCAAGGGCUUGGACGGGCUCUUGAUCGAUACCGUGGAAUUGCCGGGUGGUUUCUGUGUUUGGCUCAGCGCGGCAGAGAGAAAGUGGCUUAGUGGAAGAUACUUGGCUGCUCCGUGGGAUGUGGAGAAGUUGGAGCAGAUGCGAAUGGAAAUUGUCGACGGGGACAAGUUGAAGGCUAGGAUCGUGCUUUGA
Didymosphaeria variabile is the source of this 912-nucleotide messenger RNA. RefSeq lists its product as uncharacterized. Gene Ontology annotation, molecular function: oxidoreductase activity. Gene Ontology annotation, cellular component: cytosol. The transcript has 2 exons. The record is from RefSeq and is a predicted model, not a curated record. The coding region runs from base 1 to 912 and encodes 303 amino acids. NCBI's taxonomy places the organism in Eukaryota, Fungi, Ascomycota, Dothideomycetes, Pleosporales, Didymosphaeriaceae.